This is a messenger RNA of Besnoitia besnoiti, 882 nucleotides long. Its product is annotated as microneme protein MIC7. NCBI's taxonomy places the organism in Eukaryota, Apicomplexa, Conoidasida, Eucoccidiorida, Sarcocystidae. The record is from RefSeq and is a predicted model, not a curated record. Gene Ontology annotation, molecular function: calcium ion binding. The transcript is spliced from 7 exons. Bases 1 to 882 code for a protein of 293 amino acids.
AUGACCAAUUCCUCAUGCGUCGAUAUCGACGAAUGCGCAAUAGGAGUGGCUGCUUGUGACAUGAAACUAAAAAAUUCUGAAUGCGUGAACACACCCGGAAGUUACGAGUGCAAAUGCAAUGAAUACAGGAAGUUGAAGAACAAUAUAUGCGAAGAUAUCAACGAAUGCCUGGAGAAUCGAGGUGGCUGUGCAGAACAUACUGACUGCAUCAACAACAUUGGAGCUCCGGUGACCUGCAAGUGCUUACCAGGGUAUACAGGAAACGACGGCAAACCUGGGAAGGCUUGUAAGGAUAUUAACGAAUGUCAAGAGCCAGAUCACUGCCCAGAGAACUCCGCGUGCAUUAACACCCCCGGUUCUUUCAGAUGCGAGUGCAAUGUUGGAUUUGUCAAAGAUUCGAAUGGGAAAUGCACCAGCAUGGACAUGUGUGUUGCGGGACAGAACAAGUGCGAUCCUAUCUUUGCCACGUGCGCCGCAACUGAUGGCUCGUACACCUGCUCUUGCAAGAAGGGCUUUCAGGGCAGCGGGAAGAAAGGGGAAUGCAGACCGCUUCGUGGCUCAGAGUAUAAAGCUUGCGAGCUGCUUGGGCUCAGAUGCGGGAUAUACGAGCACUGCGAAUCCGAUAAAUCAGGAAGCUAUAGAUGUGCGGCCCUGGGUAGACUGCAACAGCUGAAAGUACUGUUGAACGAAGGACCGGGAACGGAGACGCCUAUCUGGCUGUGGUGCGUCGUCGCUGUGGCGGCUGCCAUUUUGAUUGGCUUGAUUGUCUUCACCGUUCGCUGGUGUAUGAGGCGGCGGAGAAAGACGUAUGGCUCAGAAGAUGACGCUCUGAUGGCUGGAUAUGGAUAUGAUUACGGAGCGGCGGACGCGUACAGCGGAUAG